This is a messenger RNA of Tremella mesenterica DSM 1558, 1326 nucleotides long. RefSeq lists its product as uncharacterized. The transcript has 2 exons. NCBI's taxonomy places the organism in Eukaryota, Fungi, Basidiomycota, Tremellomycetes, Tremellales, Tremellaceae. The record is from RefSeq and is a predicted model, not a curated record. The coding region runs from base 1 to 1326 and encodes 441 amino acids.
AUGGACCCAGUCUAUGACCCUUCCAACAUGACUGCCGAUCUUCACAACGACGCGCUUCUAGAAGGAAUUUCUCCAGCUGCUUUGUUUUUGGGAUCACCUCAACCUAAUGUCUGGGGAAUCAUGGAAGAUACUCUCAUGUUUGAUGAAUUUGCCUAUGACUCGCAAAACCCCUUCACUCAAGAUUAUAAUUUACCAUCUCCGUUCCCCUCUGGACGUCCAACAAACCUCGAUACACCACUCUACGUAUCCCCAGAGUCUUUGAGGAUGUCAAAAGAUUUCGGCGCCUCUCAAGAAGAUGAGAAUUAUCUUCAGUGGGAUUCAGCCGUCACAGGGAAGGUUUACGAAGAGGAUGAUGAAAUGACCUGGAUGAUUGGACAAGCCUCAUUCAAUAGAGAAGAGGAGAUGUAUUACGGUUCUGAUUCUUCUGAACGAACUCAUACUCCGGAACAUGUUCCGGUAUCAUUUGAAGCACAAGCAGAUCAAGCUCAAACAAUACCGACGAUUCUUGUAGAAGAAGAUGAAGAAACUCCUCCACCCGUUUCCCGCACUUCGUGGGAGGGCGGGACAGUUGUGGGUAUUGCUGAAAGAGUUAAACGGUAUCGAGAAAACAGUUUGACAGCAACGAGAGAACAAGCUUAUGAAGAUGACUUGUCGGAUUGCAGCUUUGUAUACGAGUCAACAUCCUCUGAGGAUCCCUAUCUUCAAGUAACUAAAUCUCCUAAAAGUCAAACCAAGCGUGCUACCAAAAGUAGUGCUCAAACUUCCAACUCAAGCACAAAAGAUACACACAUUAAGAAACCUUCGCGUGGGCGACAGAAAAGUACAGAGGGUUCUGUCAAGAAAAGAAUCCGAAUGUCUGUCACAAAUCCGAAAGAAUGGACCACUGUGCAUAGUAGUAUGCGACAAAGCAAAUCUGUCAAACGUAAUGGUCAUCCAGAGUUAGCUCCUUUGUUUUGUCUCAUAGAUGAUCAACCUGCUCCUCAUUUGGACAGUUUCUACGCACUUUCGCGUUCUAUGGGUGAUCACUUACGAAAUUGGGUCACAGACAAUGUGGAAGUCAACGUGGAUAGAAGGCGAUUGACGAGGGAAUGUUUAACUUCAACCGUGAUGGCAAAAUGGUAUACUCAAGAACUUAAUCUGGCAUAUUCAGAGGAUCCUCAGAGUCUAGGCACAAUGAGUGGGAAGCCAAUUGACGAGGUGUUGGAAGAAUUGGAGGGGAAAGGUAGAUUUACCUGGGACUCGUUAGAGAGCCAACUUGUCAGUGCGGCAAGCAACGGUGGGACGUAUGCCGGCUUUGAGGUCAGCUUAAAGCCAGGAAAAAGCUAG